AUCAUAGCACUGAAUUGAUGCUUUUGACCUUUAUUAUACAGAGUGCCAACUCUUAAUGAGCACAACUGGAAUGUGUAUAAAAAAACACAUAAAAACAACUUAUUUAAUCAUUUUAUUCCUAACACCUUUGUUAAAGCUCAAAGCAGUCUGGCCAUUCUUCUCUGACCUUUAUAAUAAACAAGGUAUUUUUCUCUCAUAGACCUCACUGAAUUUGUCAUUAUGGACAUUUUUCUGUAAACCUUAGAGAUAGUUCUCUAAGUAGAUCAUUAGUUUCUGUAAUAUUCAGACCAGCCCAUCUCUUACCGAAGACCACUUAAAUCACCUUUCUUCACUUUAACCUCAGCAGGUCAUCUUUCCAAUAUCUGCAUGUUUAAAUACUUUAAAGUGCUUUCAUUAGAUAUUUCACUAACACGCAGUUUAAUGGUUAAUAAAGUGACUGUGAGUGUUUUUCUUUAGUACUGUUAUUCAGUUAAUCAUCAUCUUUAUCUAAUAUUUAAAUGUAUAGCACAUGGACAGCAAAUGUAAACAUAACUGCAUCACUUUAUGUAGUAAUUUAUUUAUAUACUAGUUAUUUUAUUUAAUUAUAAUUAACAGCCAUUCAGUAUAAGUUACCGUUAAUGGAGCUCACCUUCAUUAUAAGGUGAUUUUAUAAGAAUUAAUAUAAGACAAUAGUGUGACAGGGUGUGGUUGGUAGCUCUGCUGCAGAGGAGGAGUGAAGCAGUGGGUUCAGGGUGUGGUGUCAGGGAAGGCUGGUGUUUACAGUCGACGAGCAUCAUCUAAUCAUGCCUUCCCUACUUCAGUAGUGGCCGGGCCGGAGAGGAGAAGAGCUGCUGGAGCAGAGCACUGGUGCAGAUGUGGAGCCGAAGAAGUGUGCGCUGGAAAGUGCAAAAAGUGAUAUUGUAGCAAAUAAACAAAGGCAAAACGCACGUUUCUGCAGCUCCCCAGAUGACCCCCCAAGCAAUUCUGGAGGUGUUCCAGGCAACCACGGUUGCAUACUAGUGGAAGCCCAAGUGGCGGCGCUGAGCCUUCUCACAACAGUGUACGUGUCCUUUCUGACGUUAGGAGAGCCAUCGUGGACUGAUUGGGGCCCUCCCCUGAGGACCAUCAGCGCCCAUUCCAGAUGGAAUGGGAGGACUGGCCCUUGGCAUUCAGGAGGCUGCAUGGCGCUGCAGCACUGUUUUGAGAGUGUUUUGCAGUUAUGUUCUGCCAUACAAAUCUCAUGAAGCAUCACUUUGAAACGCAGGCUGGUGUGAUGGUGUGUUCGCACCACUACAUGUUACCUGAGCACGAAAGACAAAUUGUGCAAAACGAACUGGCAGAAAUGUUAAAGCUGGGAAUAGUAGAAGAGUCGCACAGUGCUUGGUGUAGCCCCAUAGUUAGGUCUAUGUGGUUCUGUGUGAAGUAUUGCAAGAUGAACGAAGUGCCACCAUUUGAUGCCUACCCAAUGACCCAGGUCGACGAGCUCCUGUGUACAUCAUUGACUGCCCCAUUGUGUACAUCAGCUGAAAAUUGUCGGAGCAUGAGGCCAGUCUCCAGGAUCUCAAUUCAGGAUGUCUGUCACUGUGUCCAAGGUUGAUGGAGUCACUAUACUCACCUUGACCUCUGACCCUAAUAGCCCUUGGCCUCCGCUGUGCCAGAUCCUCAAGAACCUUUGCAGCAGUCCAGUGUGCUGCAAAGUGUCUCAGCACCUGAGGCGCCUCAAAAGACCUUCUGAGAUAGUGCUGGGGACUCUGCAGAUUAUGAUUGGGCUUCUCAAUGUUGUCCUCGGAUCAAUCCUUAUAAGCCAACACGAUGGAUCAUGGACCAUGAGUUAUACCGGCUAUCCUUGUUGGAUGGGAGGGUUGUUCAUCAUGUUUGGAAUUGUCAGCAUUUUGUCUGACAAGUAUCCAAGUCCAUGUCUGGUUAUCGUCAAUGUGAUUCUGAAUCUGACUGGGGUUGCUUUUGCCAUUGCAGCUAUUGUGCUGUAUAGCAUCAGUGUAUCUAAUCUAUAUUGGCCGGAAAUGUGUUAUGAAUGCUACGGCGGCAAAACAGUAAUUAUGAUGCUCUACAGAAGCAUCAUUGCUGUGCUAAUUGUGCUGUCAGUCCUGGAGCUCUGCGUCACCAUCAGCUCAGUCGUCUUGGGGAUCAAGAGUCUGAAGAGCAAAGAAAAGGGACAAACCAAGAGCACUGAUGACCCAGAGCUCUACAAACCACUUCUCGAGGAAGUUACCACUAAGCCUACAGUCUGAAUGUAAUUGUGCUGUGAGGAAUUGUAAGCAUGUGCCUUGAUAGCUUUGACUCUGUACUACAACUAUAUUGGUCCAUGUUACAUAAAAAUAACGGAAUCUGUUGCACAUUUCAUCAGCAUUUGACUACAGACCUCACGUCUGUAGGUCUUUAGUCAUUGAAGCUGAGGCACUGAGGCAACACUGUCUAUAUACUUUUGGCAGUGAUGUUAUUAUUUUAGUUGUGACCAUUAUGGAUGCAAUGUGUUUUAGUGGCGAAAGCAAUCACUUCUAACAUUAUAACUAUGCUUAAAAAAGUGAUCACAUUUUUAAGCAUAGUUAUAUUUAGAAUAAACUUAUUUAAAAUUUUAUAAUGAUAUCUAAUUUGAAGCCAUCUCUAAGCUUAUGAGAUCAUGCAUAUACUGUAUAUAGAUCCAUGAUGUCAAGAGAUGGGUUAUGAAGCCUUUUUGUGAAGCUGUGGGCUGAGUGUUUUCGUCAUCGUAGUGUUUUGAAAUGACUCGAGAGUUUUCAAAUUUCGUCUCCUUUAUUAGUGCUAGUACGACUGGACUGAGGACGAUCUGCAGGGCAGUUUGGACAGAUACUAGAACCUUUUUGAAUGGUUUUGACAACUUCCCAUGCUGUGGAUUUUUGGAUGACAUGUAUAUCUAUACCCCAAGUGGAGGAGUUUAAGUAUCUCAGGGUCUUGUUCACAAGUAACGGGAGAAAGGAGCAGGAGAUCGACAGACGGAUUGGUGAAGCGGCCACAGAGUGUAAAAGGAAAGCUCUAAAUUUACCGUUCGACCUAUAUCCUUACCCUCACCUAUGGUCAAGAGCUGUGGGUAGUGACCGAAAGAACGAGAUCGCGGAUACAAGCAGCAGAAAUGGGCUUCCUCCGUAGGGUGGCUGGCCUCUCCCUUAGAGAUAAGGUGAGACAUUCGGCCAUCUGGGAGGGGCUGCCUUCCGGAUGAGGGGUCCCGGGCAUGUCCCACCGAGAGGAGGCUCCAGGGCAGACCCAGGACACACUGGAGAGAUUAUAUCUCUCUGCUGGCCUGGGUGUUCCCCCGGACAAGCUAG
Messenger RNA from Haplochromis burtoni (Burton's mouthbrooder), 3278 nucleotides. Its product is annotated as membrane-spanning 4-domains subfamily A member 8. Lineage: Eukaryota; Metazoa; Chordata; Actinopteri; Cichliformes; Cichlidae. The transcript is spliced from 7 exons. Gene Ontology annotation, cellular component: membrane. The coding region runs from base 1551 to 2228 and encodes 225 amino acids. The record is from RefSeq and is a predicted model, not a curated record.